This is a messenger RNA of Lingula anatina, 457 nucleotides long. RefSeq lists its product as uncharacterized. Gene Ontology annotation, molecular function: protein binding. Gene Ontology annotation, biological process: signal transduction. The record is from RefSeq and is a predicted model, not a curated record. Lineage: Eukaryota; Metazoa; Brachiopoda; Lingulata; Lingulida; Lingulidae.
ACGUUUUAUUUAGCAAACCACUGCAAACAUGGGACUCAAAGCAAUAGUCAAGCAACCGACUGAUAACGAAAUGGGUUCGGGAUGUACUUUGUGUGAAGGCUGUGAAGCCACACACAGGAAGAGUGUCUCGGGUGGCGUCCAAGAAAGAGAAAUUUUGACUGAUAAGAUUUUGUACAAAUUAGCGACUGAAUACGUGGGAAGCACGUGGCAUGAUGUUGGAAUGUGCCUUGGAAUUCCCGCGGCAACCUUAGAUCUUAUUGAAAAGAAUCAAGAAUCUCCGAAGAAAAAGAAAUUUGAAGUUUUCCGACAAUGGAAAAUGUCAUCCAACAAGCCAGAAAAUAUAAAGCUUGCUGAAUUAAAAAAAGCUUUCUACGACUGUAAUAGGCAGGACCUUGUGACGGCACUUGAAGAAUUAUUAAGCGGGGAGGCCACAGGAGGAAAGUUUCUCACCCAGUGA